AUGGCUGAUGAUGCUGAAAUCGCGGCUCGUGUCGAAGCGCAAGUAAAAACGCAAAUCAAAGAAGAGAUCAAGGAUAUGAAAGACCAGAUAGCUAUGUUGACUCAGAUGAUGACUAAUUUCAUGAUGACUCAAAGACAAACCCCAGUGGCAUCCAUGAUUCAACCCCCAGCAAUUGUCGAUCCUCAAGCGAGCGCACAAAGUGAUGGAGCAUUGAAUGGCAUGCCACCUCUUGAAGAUGUUUUACUUGGAGCUCAAGGUGACAAUCCACCUCUUACAAAUGUUCCUCCAUCUGGCGUUCAAGGUGUUACUCAGCCUCCCGGAAAUGUCAUUUUACCCGCGCCUCAAAUCGCCACACCAACCGUACCCCGUGUUACAACUGGCAUGUUAAAUGAUGAGAGUGCCAAACUUUUGGCAAAAUUCGAUCAACGAUUGCGUGAAAUAGAAGGAACGCAUCAUGUUUCCCCAAUCGACCUGUCUAUGUAUGCCAAGGUUCAAGUCCCAGACAAAUUCAAGUUGCCGGAAUUUGAAAAGUAUGACGGCACGUCUAACCCGGUAGAACAUGUCCGGAUGUACCAGGCCCGGAUGACUAAGUAUGUCACCAAUGAUCUUCUUAUGGUCCAAACUUUCCAAGCAAGUCCGAAAGGGCCAGCCAUGAGAUGGUACACCAACCAUCAUAUCAACCGCAUUGAGACUUGGGAAAAAACGGCUGCAGCGUUCAUCAAACAUUUCGGAUUUAACCUAGACAUCACCAUCUCUAGGGAAGAUCCGGAACAAGCUGAGAUGAAGAAAGGAGAGACCGUCAAACAAGACGCGACUAGGUGGAGGAAUUUGGCAGCCCGGCUUAUGCCGGAGCCGUCGGAACGGGAAUUGAUGAAGUUAUUUGUGUCUACGCUUCCACAAAACAUGCGCUCUCAUAUACUAGGUGCAUCUGCUCGGUCGUUUAGCCAGCUGAUCUCGAUGGCUGAAGAAGUAGAGAGCGGAUUAAAGAAAGGUUGGUAUGGCGAUUUCGGUUCUUCGGGGAAGCAAUUCUUCGGAAAAAAAGACAAGGAAGCGGCCGGCGAGGUGAAUGUGGCCUAUGCCCAAAAAUUUCCCGUUCAAGCCCCUAAAGCAACAAUGGCAACCCAACAAACAGUUAACUAUGGCCACGAGAACCAACGUCAGCAAUUCCGCCCCAAGCGUCAAUUUACACCUCUCCCAGGAACUCCUUCGCAGGUCUUGGCUAUCUUGCGAAAGAAGAACUUGCUAACUUCGGAUCCUCAACGACCCAAUUACGCCUCAUUCCCUAAAUAUGAUCCGACUAAGAAGUGUGAUUAUCAUUCGGGUGAACCGGGUCAUUCAACUGAUGAUUGUAUGGUGCUUAAGAAUCGAAUUCAAGAUUUGCUCGAAACAGGGGCAUUUGCAUUCCAGUCAGCCGGCCAACCUAAUGUGCGGAGUAACCCGCUGCCAAAUCAUGUGAGCAAUUGA
Messenger RNA from Rhodamnia argentea, 1464 nucleotides. RefSeq lists its product as uncharacterized. The transcript has a single exon. NCBI's taxonomy places the organism in Eukaryota, Viridiplantae, Streptophyta, Magnoliopsida, Myrtales, Myrtaceae. Bases 1 to 1464 code for a protein of 487 amino acids. The record is from RefSeq and is a predicted model, not a curated record.